CCAUAUUUAUAUAUUUCUCUUCGUAUUUUCGGAGACAUUAAUGACAAGUCUUACAAAAAGGCUAGACGGAAAGGUAGCAUUAAUAACUGGAGCAGCAAGUGGUAUUGGCGAGUGUACCGCAAAGCUUUUUGCCGAACAUGGAGCAAAAGUCAUCAUCGCAGACAUCCAAGACCAACUUGGUCAAUCGGUUUGUGAGAAGAUUGGCUCAUCAAACUCGAUAUAUGUCCAUUGUGAUGGGUAUUAG
Messenger RNA from Lactuca virosa, 244 nucleotides. Lineage: Eukaryota; Viridiplantae; Streptophyta; Magnoliopsida; Asterales; Asteraceae. The record is from the annotation of a GenBank genome assembly.